AUGUCAACUACCGGUGACAAUCGUUCUAAAUCCCCAAGUGAGACUGAUACUCAAAACAGAAAGAAGCACCCUUGUGUGCUCUGUCAGCAACGCAAAGUCAAAUGUGACAGAAACGACCCUUGUCAGAAUUGCACGAAAGCUAGGACUGAAUGUAUUCCAGCUUCUGCUUUGCCCCCAAGAAGACGGAAAAAGAGGUUUGCCGAAGCUGAAUUGCUUGCUCGGCUUAGAAAGUACGAGGAACAUCUUAAAGCAUACGGAGCCGAUAUCGAUGCCAUCAACCGGGAAGAUGGGCCCGUGUUAUCCAAACUGCCUCCCGAGAUUAAGCACCAUCACGAUUCUCACUGUUCUCGGCCCGUAGUCGAGAUUGUGAGGCCGCUUUCAUUUAGAAGGUCACUGAAAAAUGUCGAGAACUUCAAGUUUCGAGAUGCAGAGGAACUCCUCCAAGGCUCUUCAGAUGAUGACGAGAUAUUUGAUUCUCCCAUCACCAAAACCUACGAUGCUAUCGGCUCAGACGCAAGUGAUCUUCUGUUUCCUUCCGAAACUACGGGAAGCUCGACCAAUCUUCAUCCAUCGCCUAUGCACAUCUUUAGGCUUUGGCAAAACUUCAUUGACAAUGUCAACCCUCUGCUGAAGAUAUUGCAUGCUCCCACUGUACAACAGCAGAUUCUUGAUGCCACCGCGGAUUUGAGCAAAGUAUCAAAGGGUAUGGAAGUACUCAUGUUUGGAAUCUACGCUUCUGCAAUUAUGUCUAUGACUGAUGCAGAUGUGGUAUCGAUGUUUGGCGAGGAGAAGCAAAAGCUUCUAGCCCAGUACCAAUCGGGUUGUCGACAAGCCCUUCUCCGAGCAGGAUUUCUUCGGUCAUCAGAUAUGACCAUCUUGCAAGGAUUUCUGCUCUACUUGCUUUCUAGUCUCAACUUUUUAAUCGAUCCACGGGCGCUGUUCUGUCUGACAGGAAUAGCUAUUCGCAUUGCCCAGAGAAUGGGCCUCAAUGUCGACGGCACUGCGUAUGGGUUGCUACCAUUUGAAAUUGAAAUGAGACGAAGAUUAUGGUGGCAGCUUCUUCUUCUUGAUACACGUGUUGGAGAACUUUCUGGAUACGGGCCGUCAUUGCACAUGCACAUGUGGACGACGAAAUUGCCGUCAAACGUCAACGACAGCUCUUUAUUCCCAGAUAUGAGAGAACCCCCGCCCGAACAUCCAGGUGCUACAGAGAUGCUAUUUGCCCUUCAGAGGUGCGAAGUUGCCCAAUUCAUCCAUCAAACCCGGCGCUUAUGCGGACCAGUUGAAGUGGACGAUGCUGCAAUCGAUGCCUUUGAAGCUUUGCUUCAGGAAAAGUACUUGAAAUAUUGCGAUCUUCAGGUACCUAUGCAUUACUUUUCAUCGGCAAUGGCCAAGGGUGCAAUUUAUAGACUUCGUAUGGGCACGCACCAUCCAAAUUUAAUGUCUAGCAAGUCAAAGGAGUUGUCAGAACAAGAGUUGGACAAGUUAUUCCACUCAAGUUUGGCAAUGUUAGAAAAUCAUCACAACUUGAUGGGUGCUAAAAGCCUCAGCGGAUUCUUUUGGCAUAUAUACACCAACUUCCCCUUUCCUGCGCACGUCUAUCUCAUCUGUGCCUUGCGUUACCGCACCACUGGAGAACUGGCAGAUCGAGCAUGGAAGCAACUGGAAGCAAGUUUUGAUCGCCGGUCCAAGAGCGAGAUGGCGAAGAGACGGGGAAAUCAAGCAAGUAGUCUCCAUAUGGCCAUGGCAAAUUUGACCGUCAAAUCCUGGGAGGCACGAGAGUCUGCACAUCGUGAGCUUCAACCUAAAACACCGACGCCUAGAUUCAUUCAGCAGUUUAGAGAAAAACUUGCUUCGAGGAAGUCUUCAAACUGUACACCACAGUCAGAUGCCUCACCGCCUGAAAUAGGAACCCAGGUUGGGAAUCAGUUCGAGGAUGCGUAUCAGUGGCUUAAUCAUCAACAGCCGCCAUUUGAAACGCAGAGUUUUGACCAGUCAAACAUAAUAAUGCCUGAUUCUUCGACCAUGGACUGGUCGUUUUGGAACGGUAUCGGGCAGGUUCCGCUACCCGAUUUUGACAAUGCGUUGCCCAACCAAGCUCAGGGAUUUUAUCAAAGUUGA
This is a messenger RNA of Lachnellula hyalina, 2121 nucleotides long. RefSeq names its product Aurofusarin cluster transcription factor. Bases 1 to 2121 code for a protein of 706 amino acids. The transcript is spliced from 3 exons. Gene Ontology annotation, molecular function: zinc ion binding; DNA-binding transcription factor activity, RNA polymerase II-specific; DNA binding. Gene Ontology annotation, biological process: DNA-templated transcription; regulation of DNA-templated transcription. The record is from RefSeq and is a predicted model, not a curated record. Lineage: Eukaryota; Fungi; Ascomycota; Leotiomycetes; Helotiales; Lachnaceae.